CCCCAGCUUGCCUACAGUCUGAGACUGCAGAUUUCAUACAGAAACCAGAUGUUGCCGGGUUUGGCAGUGGCGCUAUAUAAUUGCUUUGGUGAUUUUAAUCUGUCGUGGAGCACAGCCUGCUGAUGAGAUGGGAUGGAAUGUGUGUCAUGGAAUAAAGGGAAAACCCCUCAGAUACUGGAGGAGAAACAUCAAGACUGCAGAGUGUUGGGUUACGGAGAAUAAUCAGGCAGGACCUCAGGGUCCUAACUGUUCCCUGUCAUUAUGUUGACUCAGUGAAUGGAAACAAUCCGGUUGGAAAUAAUCCAUAAAACCUCCGCAUGGAUGAUCAGUAUUGUGAAAUCCUCACAGGAUGCUGUGUGGCGCUUUCUGAUCUCUGAGAUCCUGAGGGAGAAAAAUAAAGAUAUAUGGGAAAAGAGUGGUAAAUAAAAUCAGCCUUUGUAGACAUCAGAGGGAAAUAGGUUCAGUGGGACACAAUGAGGAGAAUUCAUAUAAAAGGAGAUGUUCUGUGCACACUGCUCAUGCUGGGGCUACUCUGUCUGAUGUUGUAUGCCCACCAAGGCUUCACUUCCACUUGGGACACCUGGCACUUAGAGCAGGGCUGUACAAGCUCCCGCGCUCUUUUAGGGGCCCCACCAGAGAGCCAUGUAACUAAACGGGUCCCUUCUACGCCCCCAGACAAGACAAAGUGCCAGUCUGCGCCUCAGUCCCAUUCUAAGUCUCAGACACAUCCCAAGUCCAAACUUCAGUCUAAAUCCAAACCUCAGGCCAAGACCAAAUCUAAAUCCAAGUCAAAGAAAGAUGAGGGGACAAAGGCUGUUCUGGUUUUACCCACACAACCUCCUUUUGACUUUGAGGGUUACCUGAGGGAUAAGGACAACCGGGACUUCAAACUGCUGAUGGACCAGCCAGGGAAGUGCUCAGGCGAGCUCUACAUGCUCAUUGCUAUCAAGUCAGUAGUGGCAGACUUUGAAAGGAGGCAGGUAGUGCGGCGCACCUGGGGAAGAGAGGGUGUGUUCCAGGAUGGGCAGACAGUAAAGACUGUAUUCCUCCUUGGUGUACCCAGGAACAAGUCCACCCUGCCUUUAUGGGACCGGCUCCUUGCCUACGAGAGCCACACCUUUGGGGACAUUCUCCUCUGGGACUUUGAUGACUCAUUUUUCAACUUGACACUUAAAGAGACCCACUUCCUCCAGUGGGUGAAUGACAGCUGCUCCAAUGUCCAGUUCAUCUUCAAAGGUGACGCUGAUGUCUAUGUAAAUAUAGAGAACAUUCUGGAGAUGCUGAAGGGUCAGAAGCCUGAUAAGGACCUCUUUGUGGGUGACAUCAUCCACCAUGCCCACCCCAUCCGCCGGCGCAGCAGCAAGUACUUUGUGCCUGAGUUUGUGUACGGCCAGACUAUGUAUCCGUCAUAUGCAGGAGGGGGAGGCUUUGUGAUGUCUGGUCACACCGCCAGGCGGCUGAGUGGAGCGUGUCAGCAGGUAGAACUAUUCCCCAUUGACGAUGUGUUCUUAGGUAUGUGCUUACAGAGAAUUGGAGUGAAACCGUCACACCAUGAGGGUUUUCGUACAUUUGGCAUUGUGCGCCCCUCUGCUGCUCCCCACCUCCAGGUGUUUGACCCUUGUUUCUACAGGGAGCUGAUGGUGGUACACAGCCUGACAGUGCCACAGAUCUGGCUCAUGUGGAACCUGCUGCAUGACCCCCAACUGAGCUGUCACAGUAAACUGGCCCCCACCCUGUGGCCCUUCAAGUGGAGGGGCAAGGUACUCGGGACAACAGGACAGAAGGACUCAAAGACUACAGUGGAACAGGACUAUGAUGUUAAAGUGUUUGUAAAGCAUUGAGGGGUUUGUGUUAUGUUGAUCAGAGGGACUACACUGUGAAAGCCAUUGGGAUAUGGAAGCUGUGAAUGAAUGUUUGGUACAGUUAUUUUUAGGCAAUUCAGUGGUUUUUGCUUAAAAGUUUACAGCCAUGAUAAAUGUACCCUUUUUCUAAGAAGAAAAUCCUGUUACCUUUUUCUUCAUAAACAUCCUGGAUGUAUAACCAGCAAAGCUCAAUGCAUCAACUGUAGCUGUGGCAGGAAGUCCCCAAGGGACCUCAUUACAUAGUUCCACACUCUGGGGGAACUUUCCUAGAAACGUUCCAGCAGAGGUAUAAACCGUUAUAUAAAGAAACAGUUUACACCUUCAUGAAUGUUAUGUGCACAGCACCUACUUUUUUAGUUCACAGAUACACUGAAGACGACAAUCACCAAGCAACAAACCAAAGGUCAGAGUAAAUAAAGCCUGAACAGUUAAGAUGGGUGGGUGGUGUGCUAUCAUUUACAAUACUUCUGAUAAUCAGAUAUAAUACAUGCUGUUUCUUUUUCAACUUGUAUGUUCAGCUAUACCUCCAACUGUAGUCCAAAUGCCUUCUUUACACUACAUGCUGUUGAUA
This is a messenger RNA of Coregonus clupeaformis (lake whitefish), 2433 nucleotides long. Its product is annotated as UDP-GlcNAc:betaGal beta-1,3-N-acetylglucosaminyltransferase 9-like. Gene Ontology annotation, cellular component: membrane. Gene Ontology annotation, molecular function: hexosyltransferase activity. Lineage: Eukaryota; Metazoa; Chordata; Actinopteri; Salmoniformes; Salmonidae. Bases 474 to 1841 code for a protein of 455 amino acids. The transcript is spliced from 2 exons. The record is from RefSeq and is a predicted model, not a curated record.